This is a messenger RNA of Equus caballus (horse), 1245 nucleotides long. Its product is annotated as ficolin-1. The record is from RefSeq and is a predicted model, not a curated record. Gene Ontology annotation, biological process: complement activation, lectin pathway. Gene Ontology annotation, molecular function: antigen binding; signaling receptor binding; carbohydrate derivative binding. Lineage: Eukaryota; Metazoa; Chordata; Mammalia; Perissodactyla; Equidae.
GAGCCUCUUCGAGGCCAGAGACCAGAGGACAUGGAGCCGAGCAGAGUUGCCAUGGCCCUGGGGCCUGGAGGCCAGCUCCUCUUGCUGCUGUGCAUCCAGACCCUGCCUGCCCAGACUGCCGACACCUGUCCAGAGGUGAAGAUGGUAGGUCUAGAGGGCUCCGACAAGCUCACCAUUCUCCGAGGGUGCCCGGGGAUGCCUGGAGCCGUGGGGCCCAAGGGAGACACAGGCGCCACUGGAGGGAGAGGAGAAAGAGGUUCCCCUGGAGCCCCUGGGAAGGCGGGACCACCUGGGCCUAGAGGAGAUCGCGGGGAGAAGGGCCAGCGUGGAGAGAAAGGAGACCCUGGGCAGCCUCAAAUGUGUGCCACAGGACCUCGGAACUGCAAGGAGCUGCUCACCAGUGGCCAGACUCUCAGCGGCUGGCACACCAUCUACCUGCGUGACUGCCGGCCCCUGACUGUGCUGUGCGACAUGGACACGGAUGGCGGGGGGUGGACGGUCUUCCAGCGAAGGAGCGACGGCUCCGUGGACUUCUUCCGGGACUGGGCAGCGUAUAAGCGGGGCUUUGGCAGUCAGCUGGGAGAGUUCUGGCUGGGGAACGACAACAUCCACGCCCUGACCGCCCAGGGAACCAGUGAGCUCCGGGUCGACCUCCUGGACUUCCAGGGAAACCUCCAGUUUGCCAAGUACGGGUCAUUCAAGCUGGCGGACGAGGCAGACAAGUACAAGCUGGUCCUGGGAGCCUUCGUCGGGGGCAACGCAGGAGAUUCCCUGACAGCCCACAACGACCGGUUCUUCUCCACCAAGGACCAAGACAACGACCGGAGUUCUUCCAGCUGUGCUGAGAGGUUCCAUGGGGCCUGGUGGUACGACAACUGUCACUCGUCCAACCUGAAUGGCCGUUACCUGGGGGGCCCCCAACAGAGCUACGCGGACGGCAUCAACUGGAAGUCCUGGCGAGGCUACAACUACAGCUACAAGGCGUCGGAGAUGAAGGUGCGGCUCAGCUAGCCCGCGGCCGCCUCCCCACCCGGGCGCUUGCUCACCCCCCAGUGCGGCUGCAUCCGAGAGCUCGGCUGUCCCCAGAGAACGGCGGGGCUCCCACGGUCCCGUGCUGACCCCUUGCCUCUCAGCUCUGUGUCACCCUCGCUCACAGCCCUUCUCUGCCAUCCGUGUGUCCCAACGCACACGCCCCAUGGCCUCACCAGAAGGAAGAAUUAAAUUUUUCAAGUGUUUGCUUUCUGA